CCCUGUUUUAUUCUCAUUACGUAUUAAAUAAUAAAUUGGAAUAUUUAUAAAACUUGGAAUUUCCACGAAUUUUCAUUAGUUGGGUAAUGUGAUGUAUUAGAUAAAAUGCCUUGCAAUGUUUUAUGAAUUAUCUCAGACAUGAUCAAUGGAUGGAAAACUGUGGUGUGUGGAAUAUCCGGAGGAGUUGAUAGUGCUGUCGCAGCUAUUUUACUUCGUAAAACAGGUUACAAUGUGUUGGGUCUGUACAUGCGAAACUGGGACAUAGCCGAUGAGAAUGGUUUUUGUGCAGCGGAAACAGACUUCGAAGAUGCUCAGUACACAUGUGAUAAACUGAAGAUACCUCUACAUCAAGUGAAUUUUGUCAAAGAAUAUUGGAAUAAUGUCUUCAGUACUUUCCUACAGGAUUAUCAGCGAGGAUUAACGCCCAACCCAGACAUUCUUUGCAACAAAUAUAUCAAGUUUGAUGCCUUCUUGCAGCAUGCUCUUGGUAAACUUGGCGCCGAUGCCAUAGCAACUGGUCACUAUGCACGUGUUGGUCGGGGCCCUGGAAAUCUCAGAAGAUCUCAACCUGAUCCCCGAGUGAAAUUAUUAAGUUCUGUUGAUUCUGUGAAAGACCAAACAUUUUUCUUGUCACAAAUAUCUCAGGAAUCCUUGCAGAAAUCUCUCUUUCCUAUUGGUAAUCUGCCAAAGAAGGAGGUCAGAGAGAUAGCAUGUUCUCAUGGCUUGGAAAAAAUAGCAAGGAAGAAAGAGAGUAUGGGAAUCUGUUUCAUUGGUUCCAGAAAUUUCUCAUCUUUCAUUAAAGAGUAUGUUGUGCCUUGCCCAGGUAAUUUUGUUGAUGUAGAGACUGGCAAAAUAGUUGGACAGCACCAAGGUAUUCACUUCUGGACCUUGGGACAACGUACCAAUCUUGGCGGCCAUUCUUUGGCCUAUUUUGUUGCAGAAAUUAACCCCAACAAUCAAGAAAUAAUUGUGGCUCCAGGUACCCAUCAUGCAGCAUUAUUUAGAGACUCCUUCAUCGCUGACAAACCGCACUGGAUCCACUCAGAACCAGAAUUUCACGAAGGUGUGGCUACAGUGAGCUUCCGUUUCCAACAUAUCCAUCCGUUAGUGACUUGUCAGAUACACAGGUCUAAUGACAACAAAUACACUGUGACGCUAGAGAAACCACUGCGGGCUAUCUGCCCGGGUCAGUAUGCAGUGUUCUACAAAGACGAAGAGUGUCUGGGCAGUGCAAGAAUUCUAACAGUCAAUCCUUCAUACUGGAGGCAAAAUAAACAAAAUCCCAUUGACCCAACCAAAGACUUCUUGUGACAAAAACCACCAUUAGAUAAGAAAUAAAAUUAUUUUCAUUCAUAAAAUAGCAAUUGUAAUAAAUUCAUUUAUUAGGAAUAUUGAGAAACAAGGGGAAAAAAAUUAUUUGCAAUGAGCACUUUGCUCAGUAAAGAAGUUUUUCUUUUCAUAUAUUAUGAAACUGCUUGCAACAAAUAUUCCUCAGGCUAAAAUCUGAUAAUGUAAUUUGCCAAGUUGACAAUCCCACACAAACGGUGAACAAGUUCCACAUAAACCAUCAACAUUAGAUGCUUUUUCUUUUUUUGUAGAAAAACAUUGAGAGAAAUUAUUUAUAAUAAUAAAUAAUUAGAGGGGUUUUUUUUUUUUAAAUUUCUUUUUUUAAA
This is a messenger RNA of Octopus bimaculoides (California two-spot octopus), 1673 nucleotides long. Its product is annotated as mitochondrial tRNA-specific 2-thiouridylase 1. The record is from RefSeq and is a predicted model, not a curated record. Lineage: Eukaryota; Metazoa; Mollusca; Cephalopoda; Octopoda; Octopodidae. Gene Ontology annotation, cellular component: mitochondrion. Gene Ontology annotation, biological process: tRNA wobble position uridine thiolation. Gene Ontology annotation, molecular function: sulfurtransferase activity.